UUUUCAAAGUGUAUUACAUACAGUAAUCUGGCAUGCACAACCUAGGUUCUAUGAACAGCUAGUCAGAAUGUAUUGAUCUUAAUUUUAGUCGCACGACGUUUUAAAGGUCAGUGUUUAUAAAUAAUAUAUAAUUGGUGCAAAAUGAAAGUGAUGAGCAAGUUUCAUUCAGCUCAUAUUAUAAGUUGUAUCAAGCAUACUUUUCUUCAGAAACAUGUGUACUCCUAUUCAACCCAAUCGUCUUAUAAAAUUGGAUUUAUUGGAGAUGGAGCCAUGGCAAAAGCUAUUUGUAGAAGCAUACAUCGAAAAGGUUUGAUUGACUAUUCGAAUGUUUACGUAGCAAGUCCAUAUCCAAAAAAUCUAGACUCUUGGAAGCAACUGGGGGCUAAUGUAUCCACUGACAAUGCCGUAGUAGCACAAGAGGCCAAUAUCGUCUUUCUAGCAGUCAAACCACAUAUUUUAAAAGAGGCAUUAAUUAGCAUUUCAAAAAAUGCUUUGGCGGAUCAAAUUAGAAAUAAACUUUUUAUUUCUAUUCUUGCUGGUAUUACAAUACAUCAGUUGGAGGAAAUGUUAUCAAAAUUUGAAGGAAGCCGAGUAAUCCGAGUGAUGCCAAAUACACCCAUGUUAGUAGGCAAUGGUUGCACAGUGUACUGUCCUGGAUCCAAAGUGACUGAACAGGACCUACAGCUGGUUCAAAGCUUUCUUGAAGUAACUGGAAUGUGCCAGUGUUUGCCUGAACACAUGAUUAAUGCAGUAGGUGCUGUAACGGCCAGUGGUCCGGCAUUCGUUUACUUAUUCAUUGAAGCCUUAUCAGAUGGAGGAGUUAGAAUGGGAUUGCACAGGGAUAUAGCCACAAAGUUUGCCGCUCAAACUGUUAUGGGAGCGGCGCAAAUGGUACUGAAUACAGAGAAGCACAUGGGUACUUUAAAAGACGAGGUGUGCUCAGCAGGAGGACAAACUAUUGCUGGCAUACAUGCUUUAGAAAGAGGUGGUGUUAGAGGCGCAGUCAUGGAUGCAGUAGAAGCAGCAGCCUUGAAAGCAGUAGAAUUAGGAAAGCAAGCCAAAUAAUGACAAUAUCUGAUGAUGCAUGAUAAUAAUAGCCAAACAAAUGUUUGUAUAGCGAUUAUUAGUACGGAUUAUUUUAUUUUUAACAUCAGAAAAAAUGCCUAGUCAUAUGAUCGAAAAUGUAGACAUUAUUUAUUUGGUUUGGGUUAGUUGGGUGAUACCCCAACUUGGGUUUAGUUUGGGUGGUAGUGAUAACUCGGUACUUAGUUGUGUAAGUAAUAUAAUGCUGUUUUACCUAGCUGGUCCCUAAAUAAAAUAAGCUGUAAAUAAACAUAUAAGUAAAA
Molecule: messenger RNA, 1346 nt
Organism: Dendroctonus ponderosae (mountain pine beetle)
Lineage: Eukaryota; Metazoa; Arthropoda; Insecta; Coleoptera; Curculionidae
Product: pyrroline-5-carboxylate reductase
Exons: 6
Coding region: 142-1065 (307 amino acids)
Biological process (GO): L-proline biosynthetic process
Molecular function (GO): pyrroline-5-carboxylate reductase activity
Source: RefSeq, a predicted model, not a curated record